Molecule: messenger RNA, 1059 nt
Organism: Schistocerca serialis cubense
Lineage: Eukaryota; Metazoa; Arthropoda; Insecta; Orthoptera; Acrididae
Exons: 3
Coding region: 1-1059 (352 amino acids)
Source: RefSeq, a predicted model, not a curated record
AUGGUUGUCGAGAGGGAGGGCGAGCAGUGGGCAAAGGUGGCCUACGCAGACGACCUGGCAAUCAUAAUUAAGGGGCAAAGUAGGAAGCAAAUAGAGGAACGAGCAAAAACAGCAUUAGGCGAAGUCAGCAGGUGGACGAGACAGAACAAGCUUGCAAUAUCCCAUCACAAAACAGUCGCCAUGACCAUCAGGGGCACUUUCGAUAGGCACAGACCGCCUACCAUACCAUUUGAGGGCAAGAAUAUAAAGUUUGUCCAAGAGUUCACUUAUCUGGGAAUAACCCUUGACGAAAGACUGUGGUUCACACCUCAUGUGAGGAACAUUCAGAAGAAGCUGGGUGAAGUCUCAGGUAUGGUGCAGCAGCGUGGGCAGAUCGGACGAAGCACCGGUUCGCUGUACAACCCGGAAGAGGUGCGGGACAUCACUGGAGGAUCGAUGGUUGACGUCGGCAUCCAGACGGAUGUCGACUUGGAGACAGCAGUCGGUCGGCUAACUAGUCGACUGUCGAGUACCAAGUUGAAGGAGCCUGUGAAGCAAGAUUUGCGGAUAUCGAACCAAGAAGAUGUGAGCAAAGUCCCUACUGAAGAUACUAGUGGUGGUGGUGGUAGUAGUUGUUUAGAUGAGGAUACUGUAAAUAAUGUAAAGUUGAAUACUGUAAAUAAUGUAAAGUUGAAUGGUGAAGGUACUUCUUACAAUGCAGUUGGUCCAGGAGGGGUGUAUGAUGACUUUGAACGCAAGUUGCGUCUAAACAGGCUCGAGGAGCCGGUAUUGUUAACAACUGCACUGAGGCAGCUUGUGAGGACAGGACAUAGUAAUGGUAAAGAUAUCACGUAUCCAGCCUUGGAGGACGUGGAUUGCAUAAGUUUGCAUGCGGCAAAUCUUCCGUCGCAACCGGAUGAUUUAAAGGAGUUGGUGCAGCAGGUGUUUGCCCGGCGUGGCCGUAAAUUUGAUCUCGAGAAAAUAUACAAAGACAUGGUAAAGAUGUACGGUAGAAAUGUGGUAGACCUUUCGAAGCCAUGGCCCGCCAGCCGCCUGCAAGUUUUUUAUCCCCCUGGUUGA